Molecule: messenger RNA, 8850 nt
Organism: Linum trigynum
Lineage: Eukaryota; Viridiplantae; Streptophyta; Magnoliopsida; Malpighiales; Linaceae
Source: the annotation of a GenBank genome assembly
UAGCCAAGCUUAAGUAUAUACUAAUUAUCACUAAUUGGGUGACAUUUACUUGUUUCGUGGCGUGAAGCAAGCUCUAUAUGAUAUGGUUUGGUUGCAUCCACAAUUACGUUGAGAAACGAUUAGUUAUGGUUAUAAUAUAAAUGCUUAUUUCAUCAUGCAUAUGUGUUUCCAUAUUGUUCCAUGGAGAUUGUGAUGUGGGGUUGGGCCUACUUGGGCGGGUAGGACGAGCUGGUCGGGUUUCGGUUCCAUACCUUGUCGGUUCGAUUGAUCUAUUUUAUGUUGGGAUAAUCAAACUAGAAAUUAUUAUUGGUCAAGAACGUAGAGGAGGUAGGAUGAGCAGUUGGUCAGAUCUAGUAUGGAUCGUACAUGGACAGAACUGGUUGGUGAUUGGUUCACAGUUUACCAGGGUUCAAGAAGGCGCGCCUAGGCGCACGCCUAGGCUCAAUUAGGCGCUAGGCGGUGGAGGAUCGCCUUGACUUGGCCAUAGGCGUUAUAAAAGGCGCUGGUAGCGCUUAGUAGGUAGGAAUAGCGCUUAGUUUGCGCCUAGUGGAGAGAAGGCGUGCCUGGGCGUUCCUGGGCAAGCUUAGGCGGUAAAAUCCAAUACUCUUCGUUUUGUCCUAGAAAAUCAGAAACUUGCCUCUUGCCCUAGAAAAUCAGAAACACGAGAAGUAACAUCUGUUGCCGCCCUAGCUCUCACCCCAUUUGCUGCUCUCUAGCGCCGCAGGAGAAAGUCAUCGAUCACUCUUCUCGCCUUCACACCGCUCCGCUGCUAUAGUGGGAAAUAAAGUCAAAACUCGCCAAUUGUUGCUCCUUCCUUCUCCUCGGUACGUAGCACAAGCUUCUUGUCUCUAUAAGCACCUCUUAGCAGAUGAUUGGUCACUAUUUGCUUGUUAUUUGUUAUGUUAAGUGUUUACUGUUAAGAACUAGGCAUUGCUAAUUUUAUAUGCACUUGGAUUAUAUGAAUUAUUCCAGAAAACAGGAAAUAUUUGAGAAUUUUUGCAUUUAUGCUCUGAACGACUAGGCGCGCCUAGACUACGCCUAAUCGGGCAAGGCGCAAGUCAGGAGCCGAACGCCUGCCUUACGCCUAGCGCCUUUUAGAACCUUGCAGUUUACACGUUUUUAUCUUAUGCUUAAAUGAACCGUUGAUAUUGAAAUUCAAAGAGAUUGGAAUAGAGAACCUAUCGGCCAAGCUACUGCUUUUUAUUACCAUGUCAAGAACCGGUUGGUUGUAGUAACUUGAUUUGUUAGACCAAUUUUGAUACUAAGUUGAAAUUUACAAUGCUCAUAAACAUGAGUGCUUCCAGGUACGAAUUGAAUUUGUACCUCAAUAGGUACAAGCUGAAUUUGUACUAUAACGUUAAAGGUACAAAUAUAGUGUGUAUCAUAAAAAAUUUGUAUGACAAUAUAAAUGUAUAAUAUGAAAUUGUACCAUAAUGUUAAAGGUACAUGUUCAAUUUGUACCAUAAUUUUUUUUUUCUAAAUGAAAGCACUAGUGCUUAUGAGUUAUGAGCAUAGUUGCGAAGUUUAGUGCUGCAAAUAAGCUGCGUCGAGCCGAGUUUUGACAUAACUUGAGCUCAACUCGUUAAUAAAUGAGCUCGAACUCAGCUUCUUUAUUGAAACCUGACCGUGUUUGACUAGAACUCAACCCGAGCUCAGCUCAUUAUUGAGCUCACGAGCUCUACUUCAACUUGGCUCAUUAGUUCGCUCGAAAAAUCAAAUCAAAAUAAGGUAUCAAUUAUUUAGUUCAUAAAUUUUAAGUUCUCAUAUAAUGUUAUUCAUUAGUAAUUAGUAUGUAAGCAAUCUACGAUAUUUCUCUUUUAGAUUAUGAAUGAGACAAAUUUGUUGAUGAAAUCAAAGUCUUACACAAAAAUUGUGGUGAGAUAUAUACUAUAACAUACUUGUAAAUUAUUAACAAGCCAACCAUAAGCUAUAAAUCGGUUCGCUCAUAAGUCGCUGGUCAAGGUGGCUUCCCAACGUCGAGCUAACUCAUAACUCAAAAUUAGCUAGUUCGCGAGUUGAGCUCAACAAACCACCAAUUCAAGCUAGCUUGCUAGCAUUGCGAGCUAAACAAGGCUUCAUUCAUUCUCAACUCAUUUGUUUAACAAGCCAAGUAUUGUGCGAUUUUUCCCCAAAUCAAAUUGAACGACGAGCCGCUCAAAAGCAAGUUGGCUCAUUUACGAUCAUAGUAAAACUCAACAAAGAAAUUUUUAUAUAAUUCUCUCAUCAUUAUAAUAUAACUAGCACCCUAAACAAUCUUGAUUCAAUAUCAUCCUUGUUUUGGCUUUUGUAAAGGCUCAAUAGCUAAAUAGCUAUAAACAAAUAUGUAAACCCCAUCUCAUCUAAAUACUCUCCACUCUCAUGUCACCCUCAAACCAAUCUUUGUCAUUUUCUAAUUAGCCCCCUCCAAUCCAACACAAAAACAUAAUCAAACUUUUUUUUGAGUCAGAUUUUAUUUAAUUAAAAUAUUCCCUCCACAAAAAAAUUAAAAUAAAAUCACCAACAAAAUUACAAUAUAUUUGCAUGAAACCGUCCACGUGCCUUCACCCAUCCUCUGGCCUUUCUUAAAACCUAAGAAUUUCAAGCACAAGCCACCACACCCACCACUUCCCCCUUCCCUUCCUCUGGCAAUUUCCCCCAAAUUCCUUGAUUCCCAGCAGAACCCAUAAAUCCAAAUCCCUCAAUUGGUGUUUUAGAAUCCAAAAGAUUAAUCCUUUUAAAAAAGGGUACGAGGAAGGAAGAAGGAAACUGAAUAAUAAUAAGAUUCAGAGGCAGAGCAAGGCGAGAGAGAAGAAGAAGGCAAAAUAGAAGAGAGAUUCGGCGACUUUCCUGAAUCAGAAGCUCUCUCGUUUGUGGGGAAGAAAAGAAAAAGGCGAAGCUGCACCGACUCGGCGCUCUUCAACUCAGCUGGACCCAACUCACUCUCUUAUCUUCCUUCCAACUUGGGGUAACUUAUCCUUUUUUCCAUCUCCUUGGUUUUCUAAACUCGCUAUAUUGAGCUCGAAGUCCUCGCAUUUCCAGUACCUCGUCGAGAAUUCUUUAAUGGGGUUUCGAUGGUGUUUGUCCAACUGUUUAUGAAUGUAUCGGGCGGCGCACAACCUCCCUCGAUUAGCAAAACCCUAGGUUUCUGAUUCGUUCCCCUCAUUGGGCCUUUUCCCCCAUUUGUUUGACUGGGUUGUGUGCAUAAGAGCCUUUCUCCAUGGCAUUUGAUCACAACUUGGUUUCAAAAGAUCUGAGGCCGGUGAACGUUGCUCGGCCAUUGAUCGACGAUACCCGCAUUGGGGUGGUCGGGGGAAUGACGAACACCGCGCCUAAUUCAGCUACGGCGGGGGUGACGGUUAUGAGCCCUGAAUUUUUCACCGCCGCACCGGAGGGGACUAUUCCGAUUUACUACCAGGCAUCAGGGGUGCCGGAUUCUGGAGGGUUUGUUGGCGUAGGGUAUAGGAAUGUGGCACCGGCGGCCGUUGCACAGUGGGUCCCGGUGGCAGCAGCUGGUAAUGUAAAUAUUGGUGUGACUGCUCCAGCUGCUGUAGGGUACGGUUAUAAUCCUAAUAAUUUGGGGAAUAGGGUAGUGGGUAAUGCUGUUGAUCAAGCUAGUACUGAAAUGUUGGUAGGUGGAUUCGGUUAUAAUCCUCGUACCAGCCCCAAUUCGAACAACGAUAUGUUGAACUCGGGUUAUGGUUACAGCCCGAGCGCAUCCAAUCGGGGGAGUGGUGGUGGUGGUGGGGUUGAUCACACGAGUGAAGAUGGUGGCGAUGAUUCGGUGUCUGGGAAGAAAGUCAAGCUCUUGUGUAGUUUUGGAGGGAAGAUUCUGCCUAGACCGAGCGAUGGUGCAUUGAGAUAUGUUGGAGGGCAGACGAGGAUCAUCAGUAUGAGAAGAGAAAUGACAUUUGGUGAGCUGAUGCAGAAGAUGGUGGCCACAUACGGGCAACCGGUUGUUAUGAAGUACCAGCUUCCAGAGGAGGAUUUAGAUGCAUUGGUUUCAGUCUCAUGCCCUGAAGAUCUCGAUAACAUGUUGGAUGAGUAUGAGAAGUUGUUGGAAAGAUCCUCAGAUGGCUCUGGUAAAUUGAGGGUGUUCUUGUUUUCAGCUACCGAGCUCGAUGCUUCUGGUAUGGUGCAGUUAGGAGAUAUGCAGGAUAAUGGACAAAGAUAUGUUGAUGCAGUUAAUGGGAUUGUUGCUGACAAUGGUGGUGGUGGGAUGAUCUCAAGGAAGGAGAGUAUGGCUAGUGCUACCUCGACUCAGAAUUCAGAUGUUAGCGGAGCUGAAGCAGUUGACAUAUCAGGAUUUGGACAAGGGGAACUGAGUGGGACUCCAUCAGUCAGCGGGCUUUCUCCUAUGGGGAAUUCAGUUACCUCCCAAGAUACUACCCCGAGAUUGUUGUCUGUGGAUCCUAGUCCUAACCCACCACUUUAUGCUGACACAUCAUCAGUUUCUUUGGGGAUUCCACUGAUGAAGUCUGGUUCUCCUCCUGCUUUAAUUUCCCAGCACGAGGUUGAUUUUGAAAGGUCAGCUGCUCCGGUAAACAUGUCACAGCAGCAGAUGGGAUACGAGCUACCUCAAACAGGAAUGCCAUUUCAAUCAAAUGCACCUCAUCUUCCAGCAUAUAGGGACUAUGUACAUGCAGCUCCUCAAAUGGGAUACCCGAAUGCGCAAAUGUUUGCCACUGCUGGCGGGUCCCUGUUCACUCAACAACCGAAUCAUGAUGUUAAUGCUUCUCUGAGUUCUCAUCAGUAUAUGCCUGGAGUGCACAUGACAAUGGCACCCUCAUCGUCUCUUGCUCCCAUGAGGCCUACAAUGGUUCAAACCGUGAUGCAGGCUCAACCAACUCGAUUGGACCAUUAUCCGGAUGAAAAGAUGUAUGGAACAAGGAUAAUGCAGAUGCCGGUCGAUCCGAGCUACAACAUGUAUCAGGCACAGGCUCCACAGGCUCCACAGCCGGCAAUUCUUGGGGGAGGGUAUGGCUGGAGACAGGUUCCUCAACCGGAACAUGUCGUCUUUUCUGAUGGCAUGAUUCAUCAUCAACAAGUACAAUAUCCUGAAAAAACUUCAAGACCGGAUGAUUGUCUGAUGUGCCAGAAAGCAUUGCCUCAUGCACACUCUGAUCCUGUUGUACAGGAACAAAGUCCUCUAUCUAUAGACUCUGUCUAUCAUAGUCUUCGUUUGGAAGAAAGUUCGAAGAUUCGGCCUUUGAACAGGGUAAUGGUGACUGGGGCGUCAGGGGAAGGUACUGUUGGAGCUCAAUCAGAAGCAAUGGAUUUACCUCAGUGUGCUGAGGCAUUUCAUGAAGCCGAGAAAAUUUCCCCUAGGAAAAAGGAAGCUCCUCCAGAGCAACCUAAGAUGUCGGCUCCUCUUGGUAUGAUGGGUAUACAAGGUGAUGCUCAGUCUACUUAUGAGUUGUUAAUGAGUACUAUCCCUCCAUCUCGGGUAGAUGAUUCUCUUCAACAGCAGCAUGCAGUGGCAGUACCUCAUGUAGCUGUUGGUGGACCACCUCCUCAAGCUUCCGAAGGCAUGAUAUAUGAGUCUCCUAGAGCACCACAUGUUGGUAACCUUCCUCAUGUUGGUUCAAAAGAGAAUAUGGUUGACUCUUUUGUUCCACAUGACCAGCUGAAACCAAUUGAUGGCAACAAGUCAGCUACCGAUCAGAAAGCCCAGCAAGUAGUACCUUCAAGGGAGUUGCUUCCAGACUCGAAUUAUCUCAAAUCGGAAGUUCUGCCUGCUGCUGAAUUCUCAUAUCUACACAGCUCUCAGCCUAUUGAGCCAUAUGAUGUUGCUCAGCCGCUAUAUUCGGGUGAUCCGGGAGCACAUCUGCACUCCAUGGUUGGUGCUCUCUUGGAUUCUGGUGAUGUCAGUUGUGUCAAUCCACAAUAUGUUGUUGAGCCCGUGUAUCAUGCUGAUAAAGUCCUUCCUGUUGGCGAGAGCAAUUCUGAUAUAUCCAGGCUACUACCUAGUACUCUUGCCAGUGAUGUGGAAUCUUUAGCACUGAGUGGGAAUCCACCAUCUUCAGUAUCGCCGUCUAGUAGACUUGGAGAUGUGCAGGAAUCCUCAGACUCUCUUUUCAGCAUCCAGGAUCCUUGGAACAUGAGGCAUGAUACUCAUUUCCCUCCUCCUAAACCUCUCAAGAUUGCAACUAGGAAGGAUGCUUUCAGUGCUGGAGAUCCAUUCAAUGAAAACAACAUUGGUAACGCCGGGGAAUUGGGUCCAGAUGUGCUGUUGGAUGAUGGAAUUUCUCAGACACUAUGUGGUUCGGAGCAUACUCUAUCUUCCAAAGGCUCGGAGGAUAGGCUUAUCAAACAAGAACUUCAGGCUGUUGCUGAAGGAGUAGCUGCCUCUGUUUUUAAGUCAAGUACACCAAGUACCGACUUGACAGAUGAAAGAAAUCCAUCUCCUUUCGAAGCAAGUGAACAACCGAAGGAGGCUGCCCCGAUUAAAGACGUGGAAGCACAGCAUAAAGCUAAAGCUGAGGAUCUGAAGAACAGACAGGCGGAAAAGGUGAACGUGGGAUUUCCAAUGUCAGAAGGUGCAGGUCGCCUACAGAUUAUAAAGAGUGGUGACCUUGAAGAACUAUUUGAAUUGGGCUCUGGCACCUUUGGCACGGUUUACCAUGGAAAGUGGCGGGGUACGGAUGUUGCAAUUAAGCGGAUCAAUGACAGGUGUUUUGCAGGGAAACCUUCGGAACAAGAACGCAUGAUUGACGAUUUUUGGAAUGAAGCUAUCAAGCUUGCUGAUCUGCACCACCCAAAUGUGGUAGCUUUUUAUGGGGUUGUACUAGAUGGCCCUGGAGGUUCAGUUGCAACUGUGACUGAGUAUAUGGUUAAUGGCUCUUUGCGGACUGCUUUGCAGAAAAACGAGAGGAGCCUUGACAAACGUAAGCGCCUGUUGAUCGCCAUGGAUGUGGCUUUUGGUAUGGAAUAUCUGCAUGGGAAAAAUAUAGUGCAUUUUGACCUAAAGAGUGACAAUCUGCUAGUUAAUCUUAGAGAUCCGCAUCGUCCGAUAUGCAAGGUUGGCGAUCUGGGCUUGUCGAAAGUAAAAUGUCAAACGCUAAUCUCUGGUGGUGUAAGGGGAACACUUCCAUGGAUGGCACCCGAGCUUUUGAAUGGCAGCAGCAGCCUUGUCUCCGAGAAGGUUGAUGUGUUCUCAUUCGGCAUCGUGUUGUGGGAGCUUCUGACUGGGGAAGAGCCAUAUGCAGAUUUACACUAUGGCGCCAUCAUAGGUGGCAUUGUCAGCAACACCCUGAGGCCGCCAGUACCGGACUCUUGUGAUCCGGAAUGGAAAGCAUUGAUGGAGAGAUGCUGGUCCUCAGAACCAGUCGAGAGGCCGAGCUUUACCGAGAUAGCAAAUGAGUUGAGAGCAAUGGCAGCCAAGAUACCUUCCAGGGGGCAGGCUCCAGCGCAGCAAGGUUCUUGAGCACAACCUCAAAAGUGAGUUUCCUGGCGAGUCGAUUCUUCCGUCGUGGCUCAAUAGAGGUAAUUUGCUGCAGUCAAUAUGGGUUAUUUGUAGGAAGGUUCAUUUGGCCUUUGUUUUUUACUUCCUCAGGUUUUUUACUUUAGUAGAGAUGAUUAUAGUUGCUAGACUCCUAUUGAGAGUGUCUAGGGUUUUGGGUUUGAGUUUCAAUGUGUUUGUUCUUGUGUGCAAAAAGGGUCAAAGAAAAAGAAGAAGAAAAUUUGUUUUUUGUACGUAGGAACUUUUUGUCUCUUUGACAAUCUUGUUAUAUAGAUUAUAUUUGGUGUAAGAUUGGAAGAAAAUGAGCUUUACUACCCAUGUUUCUUUUCCUGGUUCAUAGUUCCUAUCCUUUCCCAGGAAAGAGUAAGCUUAGAAAUGCAAAUUCUCGGAUCCAAAAUGACUUUGCAGAUCUAACUUACCUGUAGUUCUGCCUCUACCCAUGAGUUGGAUUCUGUUCUUGAUACAAAGAGGAUCACUGCACGUGCUUCCUUACACCUGAAUUCAUCUGAUGAACAUACUUCCAGAAGUUAGGUCAGAACCCACAACCCAUUUGCAGAAAAUGGAGUCAAAUCCAGGAAAGGAAGCAACUUUGUUCACACACAAACCACCCAAAGAAUCUUUUGAACUUCAGUUCUUCAGUUACUGACUCUGUUUGGCCGUCGCCUGCCGCCGCUGCCGCUUUAUACGUUAGUCAUUUCAUAGCCCUUGUUUCUUCCCUAUCUAAGAUCUAACCGGCGGCCGCUUUCGUUGAUCACGUGAACUGAUGAAAGCUGCAAUGAAGAUUAUGUCGGCAGGAUCUUUUUUUCCUGCGCAUAAGACUUAAUGGAUAGAUUUGGACUGUAGAAAGAAGAAGUCUUUUUGGGUCGUAUUUGCUUUGAUAUCAAGCACAAGAAGAAGAGUUGGAAUAGUCGUCAGUCGCGCGUAUGACAAAACUGACUCGUUUUACAAAGCCCGCGUAAACAAAGCGCACAAGGCACACACAACAACUUCGCAGCAAGGAGCCGGCAAGGUGGAAGAACCCGUGUUUUGAUUGCAACGCCAACUGAUUACAUUAACUCGAGUCUUCUUCAUUUCAUUUUAAUAAUCGAACUUAUCAGUUUUUUUUUACAGAUAUUUAGCGUCAUGGUCACUCAUUGUGAAAGAAGAUAUUUAGUUUCGUAACACUAAGAAAAAAAAUCGAGAAGAAGCUAAACAUGCAUAUACGAAAUGUAUAUCUUAAUAUUUAUACUUGUAGAACGUCGUUCGCAUACCAAAUUGGGUGAUAUUCGUUUGAAGUAUGAUUUGAGCUAGAUAGGUUCAUAAUUUGUGAUUCGAAGAAAACAAGCGGCAAAUGCUGCCCUGUUCACUUCCCAUUUCAUUUUCUGUUUUUUGGUUAAAAAAUGAAAAUCAGGAAACAAAUUGACAUAAAACGU